Messenger RNA from Andrographis paniculata, 1337 nucleotides. Its product is annotated as protein TRACHEARY ELEMENT DIFFERENTIATION-RELATED 7A-like. The coding region runs from base 19 to 570 and encodes 183 amino acids. The record is from RefSeq and is a predicted model, not a curated record. Lineage: Eukaryota; Viridiplantae; Streptophyta; Magnoliopsida; Lamiales; Acanthaceae. The transcript has a single exon. Gene Ontology annotation, biological process: plant-type secondary cell wall biogenesis.
CUUUAGUCAUUUAUCACGAUGGACUCUUUGCCAUAUUUCCCAUCCCCUGAAAACCCCACUAGCCACCACCCAUUUCCGCCGCCUCCGACGGUGUCUCCACCUCCUCCAUUCCACCCAAUUCACCCGCCGUCUCCGUCUCCGCCGCCUCCAUUCCACCCAAUUCACCCGCCGCCGUCUCCCUUCCACCCUAUUCCUCCGCCACCAUCUGCUCCCGACAACGGCCCGACUGUCAUAAUAGUGGUGGUCGUUUCGUUCGGGUGUGUUCUCUUCCUCGCCUUGUGUUUCUUUGCUUUAUGGUGUGUGAUAAAGAGGAGGAAGGAGUGUGUUGAGGAAACGGAUGUUAUACGGACUGAUAAACAUGUCCGGGUUAAGGAGGAGAUUGUCGAGGGUCCGUGUGGACCGGAGGUGGUCGUGCUCUCCGUGGAAAAGGAUGAGCACACCGAAGAAGAGAUCGUGAGGAGCAACAAAGUUAAAGUUGGGGGAAAACAUUUGCAUGAAAAACCCGAUCUUGAGACCGGACAAUCUUCUACUCCGGUGGCCUCUGAGGACACCUUCGACUGUAAAUACUGAUAAAUUGAAAUCAAAAUAAGUGAUUUGAAGGUGUACAUGACUUGUACAGUGGCAGUUUGGUGUACUGAUUAAACCAAAAUUGAGCUGUAAUAACAGCAGUAUGAAUAACUGGCGAUUCAUUUCCAGAAAGUGUGAGUACGAGAAUCACCAAUUCUUUAACAUUUAUGCUGCUUUGUACAUUAUAAUGAUAAUUAUUGUGCACGUUUCAUAUAAUGCAUAAUAGCAAUGCUCUCUAGAAUUCAACCAUAUUGUGAUUGGAGUACAAGAAAUAUUCUACAUUAGGGAUACAUACAUAUACAUAUUAUAUACUUCCUUUCGGCCCACUUAAAUAAAGUUCAAAAUAAAUUUGUAGUAAAUUAAUGACUUUACAUUAUAUUGCUCAACUAAUCUGUACCGGACGAUGAUAUCAAGUACCCAGGUCAAAAGUGUGUAAUGUAAAUAGAUGAUAGAGGUAAACUUUUUUGGUGGCAUAUCAGAUAAAGGGAUUCUACAAUAUUUGUAUAUUUUAUUUGUCUCAAUUAUAGUCAAAUAAGAAGCCAUUCAACCAAAGAGAAGUUCAGGACUACAGACAAUGAAAUAUAUAUAUAACUGGAGUUCGCUCAACAGGGGGAGGGGAAAAUCCAAAUAACUUGCAUCUAUAUUAUGCAGCAGCAAUUCAUUUGUACAAAAACCAUGUAUCAUUCAUACAAAAACAAAAAAGCUACCUGCGACAACAUACAUAUAGAUAUCUGCACAUCAGAAAACAAGAUUUCAACAAGAAAAAAUUA